This is a messenger RNA of Plenodomus lingam JN3, 1722 nucleotides long. RefSeq lists its product as uncharacterized. Gene Ontology annotation, cellular component: membrane. Gene Ontology annotation, molecular function: transmembrane transporter activity. Gene Ontology annotation, biological process: transmembrane transport. NCBI's taxonomy places the organism in Eukaryota, Fungi, Ascomycota, Dothideomycetes, Pleosporales, Leptosphaeriaceae. The record is from RefSeq and is a predicted model, not a curated record.
AUGUUUGUACUACGCUGGAUUGAUGACUCUUUUGCCUUGAUCUCGCAAGCUCAUCUACAUGCAGCUCGAAUCAUCACUGUCCUCCUCGUUGUGAACAGCCGCAUGUCGGACCGUCAGGUUCACAGGCAACUGCGGUCCGCCUGCCGAGCCAUAGGCAACCGAAGAUCACCCGAAAGUUACCUCCUCGCGAAUGGCUCUUCGACGGUUUCGCCAUACUCAUUACUGGAUAUCCAAAAGAGUAGUCGACAACAAGUUCAAUCUUUACAAACUUCCAACAUCACCACGACCUCCAACCUCAAUCGCCGAACCACAAUGGCGAUGACACAAAACGGCACUUCGUCUACCUGCGUAGUCGAGCAGCCCAUCGAACUUCAAGAUGUCUCCCACUACAUCAGUACUCCCCCGAUUGCCAAGGUUCCGGCCCUGCAUAUCUCAGAUAGCAAAGGCGUCCCGGACGACGAUCCCGUAGAAAGCCUCCCUUCACCAACUACCCAAGCUGCUGCAAAGCUGGAAAGAUGGAACGCCCCACGCUCAAAUCUCUAUAGGACGUUGGCGGCUUUUUGGAGUUUUGUGGUAAUGGGGAGUAACGAUGCUGCGUAUGGUGCUUUGAUACCCUAUUUACAAGAAUACUACCAUCUCACCUUUGUAGUCAUAUCGCUAAUAUUCCUGUCACCACUGGUGGGCUACACGGCCUCUGCCCUUCUCAACAACACCAUUCAUCUCAAAUUUGGACAAAAGGGUGUUGCAGUGAUUGCACCGACAUGCCACUUACUGGCCUACAUUGUUAUUGCCGUACACCCACCAUAUCCCGUCCUGGUCUUCAUUUUCAUGCUUGCUGGUUUCGGCAACGGCCUCGCUGAUGCGGCAUGGAAUGCUUGGAUGGGCAACAUGGCGAACCCAAACGAAGUCCUGGGUUUCCUACACGCAUUCUACGGCCUCGGUGCCGUGCUAUCGCCGUUGAUUGCAACGACCAUGAUCACCAAGGGUGAUCGAUUGCCCUGGUAUUACUUCUACUACGUUAUGAUCGCCAUGGCAGCCAUCGAACUCGUCACCUCCACCACAGCCUUUUGGCACGAAACCGCCGCCGUCUUCCGCGCCGCCAAUCCCCGCACCGGCAUAUCAAAAGAUAACCGCAUGAAAGAAGCACUUGUGCGUCUCCCUUUUGCCCGCGUCACCUGGCUCAUCGCCGUCUUCCUGCUCGGCUACGUGGGCAUUGAGGUCGCGCUCGGGGGCUGGAUCGUCAAGUUUAUGCUCGAAGAGCGGGAUGGCGAGGAUUUUGCAAGUGGCAUGACGGCCACGGGGUUUUGGAUGGGCAUCACGGUCGGGCGGAUUGUAUUGGGGUUUGUGACGCCGAGGAUAGGCGAGAAGUUGGCUAUUGCUAUCUACCUCCCCCUAACAAUGGCCCUCCACCUCAUCUUCUGGCUCGUCCCCCACUUCCUCGUCUCCGCCAUCGCCGUCUCCCUCCAAGGCUUCCUCCUCGGCCCCCUUUUCCCCGCCGCCGUCGUCGCCGCCACAAAAUUACUCCCCAAACACCUGCACGUCAGCGCCAUUGGCUUUGCCGCUGCUUUUGGCGGCAGCGGCGCUGCGAUUUUUCCUUUUGCAGUCGGUGCUAUUGCGCAGGCUCAGGGGGUGCAGGUGCUGCAGCCGGUUGUGCUGGCGCUGUUGGUGGUGAUUUGGGGGCUUUGGGUUGCGUUGCCGCGGCUGCAUCGGAAGGUUGAGUAG